AUGCCUCAUGCUGUAGCAAAAGUGGGCGGUCAUGUCAUCGCAGAGACGGACUCGUGGGAGUUUGUAGAGGGCAAUAUCUACUUCCCAGAGUCUUCCAUCAAGAAUAAGGAUGUCCUCGAAUCCUCUGAUCUAUCUACCUUUUGCCCAUGGAAAGGCUACGCUUCGUACUGGAGCAUAGUUGUCGACGGAAAAACAAACCAGAAUGCUGUUUGGUAUUAUAAAGAGCCAUAUGAAGCCGCUAUUAAUAUCAAGGACCAUGUUGCCUUUGAUAAAAAGCAGGUGGACAUCACAGAGGAAUAA
Aspergillus versicolor CBS 583.65 is the source of this 300-nucleotide messenger RNA. RefSeq names its product DUF427 domain-containing protein. The record is from RefSeq and is a predicted model, not a curated record. Lineage: Eukaryota; Fungi; Ascomycota; Eurotiomycetes; Eurotiales; Aspergillaceae. The coding region runs from base 1 to 300 and encodes 99 amino acids. The transcript is spliced from 4 exons.